Heterocephalus glaber (naked mole-rat) is the source of this 2160-nucleotide messenger RNA. It is a transcript of the gene Tle7, whose product is annotated as TLE family member 7. The record is from RefSeq and is a predicted model, not a curated record. Gene Ontology annotation, cellular component: transcription regulator complex; nucleus. Gene Ontology annotation, molecular function: transcription corepressor activity; protein binding. Gene Ontology annotation, biological process: regulation of DNA-templated transcription; negative regulation of canonical Wnt signaling pathway. NCBI's taxonomy places the organism in Eukaryota, Metazoa, Chordata, Mammalia, Rodentia, Bathyergidae.
GCCUUCUCACCAGGGGGCGCCUAGGCCUAGGGGCAGGGCAGGGUUCUUGCAGCCCCUUCUAGCUCCCAGGUCCCAAUCAUGCUACAGACCCGAGGUCCUCAGUACCUCUAGCACCUUCCAGGGCUCCCGGGGCUCCCCUCUGGCCCGAACCGGCUGGGCCAGACCCUGCGUCCUCUGCUUGCUCUUCGCCCUCUGCGGCCUAAGCCUCCCUCCUGCCCCAGCUUGAACUCCUACUGCUUAGGUCGGUCCCCAAGUGUGGCCCCCACCCCCUACCAACCACCGAAAUCCCACCCACCCUCGGUCCAAGCCCUGCCUCCUGGAAGCCUUCCCGAACUGCAGAGCACGCACAGAGCCUCUCUCCUCUCGCUGCCUCCUGCUCAGGACCGCAGCGCGGCCUGCCACGCUGUCCCAUCCCGCUACACUCCAGUUCCACCGCAGCUGCCAAGCCUCUGGGCAGGACCAGCAGCAGCUGCCUGGCUUUCCUAGGGAGAAGAGAAAGGGCAUCAGGACAAACUGGGAACCGAGAGUCUGUUUCUGAAGACCUUGAAGCAGGUGGCUUGGCACUUCAGUGAGCAAGGACAUGAGUGGAGAGAAGGAGGAGGACUUGUUCAGGAUACUCAGGAUUUACAGUGAACCAGAGCCAGAAAGCUCUGAUAUUUUUUCGCAGCACGAGCAACCAUUGCAGCACGAGCAACCAUUGCAGCACCAACUGGUCAGUCAUCAUAGACCAUCCCAGGUGUCCCCAUGUCUCCCAGAAUCGCAGCUUCGCCCUGUUUAUCAAGAGUUGAGCACUAUGACCCAGCUGCAGCGGGAUAUCUGGGGCCUAGAUACCUCUGAGCUCCAGGCCACAUGGUUUUCAGAGGGGGAGAUAGGUAAAGCAGCCCAGGCUGGCCCAAGCCCCCCACCAGGACCUGUGCUUGACCAGCCCUGCUGUUCUUCAUCCUCUGGCAGCAGCAUGGUCCGCUCACUCCUCAGAGCAAUUCCUCCUGUUCCAGAUAAACUAGUGGUCAGGCAGAGGACCCCACGGGGUGCCUGGAAGGUUGGCACACUCUGCCAUGGAAGGAAAGUCUCUGCUAUUGCCGUCAGUGGUUCAACCCACCACGUGUACACAUGUGGCACCGGCUACAUCCGGGUAUGGGAUGAGAGUGCUCUGCAGGCCUGGGACAAGUUCCCUCAGGCCCAGCUGGACCUUCAGCACCCAUACGACUGUGUCCUCACCUGCAAGCUGUUCCCUGAUGAGCGGAGCCUGAUCACAGGGGGCAAGGCCCAGACCCUGACUCUCUGGGACUUGGUGCCCACGCCUCGGGUCCGAACGAACCUGGCUUCUACAGGGACCAUGUGCCAUUCCCUGGCCAUCUCCUCAGACGCCCAGAUCUGCCUGGCUUGUUUCAAAGGAUUUGUGGAGAUCUGGGAUUUGCAGAACCAAAUUUUGAUCAGGAAACAUGAAGUCCCCAUCUAUGGGUCCCGCUGUGUUGACAUCACAGGCAAUAAGUUCUGGACAGGAGGUGAAGACACCAUCCUAUACUCCUGGGACCUGAGGAACUACCAAAGGCUGCACCAGUACAGCUUACAGAAUGAGAUCGUCAGCAUCACUCACGACCCCAGUGAGGAAUGGCUCUUGGUGGCCAUGAGAAACAGUAAUAUCAUGAUCCUACACACUCAUCGGAUGGAGAAGUUCAAGGUCAUCAUCGAAAGAUUCAACUUCUUCCACAACCUCAAGUUUGCGUCCUGUGGGAACUACUUUGUGACCACACUGGACGAGACAAUCCGAGGCUUAGCGGCACCUUCUCUGCAAAGGCUGUUCCAGGUACAGGAGUCUUCAGAGAUCUUCUGUUGUGAUGUGUCUACUGAUAACAAAUAUCUGGUCACGGGCUCUAAGAACAGUGCCACAGUUUACCAGCUCUUAUACUGAAGGUCCCCUGCCAUUGCCCUGCCAGUGAAGACCAGAGAAGGCCAAUGUGACCUCGGGGUAUUGGAUAGCUUCAACUCCUGCCACCCCCUCAGCCUCAGCCCAGUGGCUGGUCACCUGUGCCAGGCACUUCCAGCUUGCCCUCUGGGUUUUUAUUUUAUGGCUUAGAGCUUUUGUUAUUUUUCUACAACUGAUUUCUAGGAAACUUUGAGAUAUAGCCUUCAUACUUAAUAAAAUAGCAAAGCUGAAAU